Messenger RNA from Knipowitschia caucasica, 1020 nucleotides. Lineage: Eukaryota; Metazoa; Chordata; Actinopteri; Gobiiformes; Gobiidae. The record is from the annotation of a GenBank genome assembly.
AUGUUCUCUAAUAAACUCAGUCGUUUAGUGUUGGGAGUAUGUUUAAAAUCCACCCGUGUCCGUGGGGGCCCUCUGUCAGAGCUCAGCUGGGCAUCAGUACGUGAGCGUCGGUCACUGUGGCUGCGGAGAGGCGCUCUUACGGAGAAAAAUCGACAUGCUUUACCCUUUCUAACCAGUGUUGCUUCUGUGUCGCAGUCAACGGUGGACCCGAAUGAGGUGAAGAGGUUCCGGUCUCUGGCCAGUAAAUGGUGGGAUGAGGAGGGAGAGUUUGCAGCUUUACAUGCCAUGAAUGACCUGCGGGUGCCCUUUAUACGAGACAAUUUGCUGAAUGUUCACGAAGGACGUCAAACUGGAAAACCCCUUGCCGGUCUCAAAAUAUUGGAUGUCGGGUGUGGCGGUGGCCUGCUAACAGAGCCCCUUGGUCGCCUGGGUGCUUCUGUCCUUGGUAUCGAUCCGGUGGAAGACAGCAUCGGCACUGCCCAACUCCACUCAUCCUUCGACCCAGACCUCCGCCACAGCGUCCGCUACCGGGCCUGCACCCUGGAGGAGCUCACCUCUGAGGGAGCAGAGGCCGAUCCCGAGGCUCAGGGCAGGUUUGACGCCGUAGUUGCAUCGGAGGUGGUUGAACAUCUGGCCGACCUGGAAACAUUUGUUUACUGCUGCAGCGACGUGAUUAAGCCUGGGGGUUCACUCUUCAUCACCACACUGAACAAAACCAACCUGUCCUGGUUACUGGGGAUUGUGGUGGCGGAAAAUGUGCUUCGGAUUGUGCCUCAAGGGACUCACGAGUGGGAGAAGUUCAUCUGCCCGGAGGAGCUGGAGCGCCUUCUAGAGUCCAACGGCUUCUCCGUGCAGUCUGUCAAAGGAAUGCUUUACAAUCCAAUCACAGGAGCCUGGAGCUGGACCGACAGUACAGCCAUCAACUACGGCCUUCACGCUGUCAAACUGGGAGAUCAUCUUCCCCGGCACCAGACUGACGAAGACCCUCUGCCCCCACAGGACGGGACAGCACUGAGCUGA